Messenger RNA from Tremella mesenterica DSM 1558, 1734 nucleotides. RefSeq lists its product as uncharacterized. Bases 1 to 1734 code for a protein of 577 amino acids. Lineage: Eukaryota; Fungi; Basidiomycota; Tremellomycetes; Tremellales; Tremellaceae. The record is from RefSeq and is a predicted model, not a curated record. The transcript is spliced from 2 exons. Gene Ontology annotation, molecular function: protein binding.
AUGUCCUUCGAACCUCCUGUUCGUCGUCGACGGCGGAUUCGACCCUGUCAAUUUGGUCCGGGUGGUUGUUAUUUACGACCUAGGUUCCUCGAGAAAUUUCCUCCUGAACUGCUGAUCCAGAUCGCUCUUUAUUUGGACAAACGUACGGCUUGUGCGCUGGCUGUAACGUGUAAGGCAGCAACGGUUCCUGCUGAACUCGCUAUAUACGAGAGAAUAUCAUUGACUACAACCUCAUGUAAUCGACCUUGCUCACUCACCAUACCGGGAAAGCUAGACAAAUCCUCUCUACCCAUCCUCCGUGCAACAUUCAAAGGAUAUCCUGAUUCUAGGGAGGAUGCCGCCAACUCCGUUCUCACUAUCUCUCAAGACGUCACGGAAUUCCUGAAAGAGAAGACAUCUCGUCAUUCCGCAUCGAAAGAGUUAGUGUUGGAUUAUGAUCCCUUGGUUCCUGCUCAUCUUCGAGACCUACUGGAAACGGUGAAGGUAACUCUGACUACCUUACGAUUCGAAGCUCCCUUAUCCGUCCUUCCUGUCAUUCUACCAAAUGGGUUCAUCCCUCUCUCUGAAGUCUUCGAGUCCCUUUCCACCCCUUUGUACCGAUUACGGAUCCUCAAUUUGGUGUACGAAGAAAUAUGGGAUGUGUCAUUAAGAGCAAUGCUCAAGAAAAUGCCUGAGUUGAGGGAAUUACACUUGACACCAAUGUCGCCAUGGUGUGAUGGUUGGUGUGAAUGGAAACCCGCCGGAUCUCCAAUUAUCAAAGGCGAUUGGCCCAAGUUGGGUCAUCUUCAUAAACUCGAGAUUGAGGAUAUGAACGUACAUUUCCAAGAUAUGGUUUUAGCCUUGAUUCAAUCCGCCAAUCAACUGUCCUAUGUCAAAUUCACCGAUAUCAUGAAGGAAUGGGAUUUGGACCAAGCGGGAAAUAUUUUGCAGUUGCUGGGUGAGAAGUCUAGUGUCAAGUUUUUGGGUAUCCCGUAUCAUCUUCGACCUAUACUUGGUAAAACUGGUCUUUUCCAAAGUGUGGAGAUGAUAUCAGAGGGAGAUGAUGGAGGUGAUAGUGAUAUUUUUCUCAACGACAUAUAUAUUCCUCCUCUUCCAAAUCUGAAACGACUAUUCAAACGAGUUCGACCAACGGAAACACCCUUCGUUCUUACCCAAGAAGAUCCCCUCCAUCCUCUCCAAAAUCAUCUGAAAUCCAACGGUCAAAUGAUUUCUGACGCCUUGUUUCAACAAAUCGUCCACGCCCCUCAACUCGAGAUGAUUCAAUUUGUCCCUACCAACGACGGAGAGAAGAUUGACUAUCUCCAUGAAACUGUCGAAGAGGCGGAAAGACACGGAAUGGAGGAUGAACAUCCUCUUUGGGGUUAUUGGGGUUCCGAUGAGGCGAUUGAGAAGAACGAUCGAGUGAUCCUCAUCCGAUCAUACACUGACUCAACUGAAAGAGAACUCGUCCAUUGUAGAGGUUACCAAGCCUCGGUGAAACACAUGCUGGACAGGUUAUGCUUAUUUGGUGGGAUUUCAAUUUGUCGAGCGUUUUGGACCGACUUUACAAGUUAUAAAAGUCAUCAAGUUCCUUAUACACUUCUUAGAAGGGUGUAUUCGUAUAGUGGUAUGAAGACAGAAUGGUUUCGACCUGGAAGGGGGAUGAAGUUGAGUGACGAGUCCUGGAAUUUGCUGGACAAGUGGGAAGAAGCAGGGUUCGAGUGGCCACCAAAGGAAGGAUUACACGGAUGGUGA